Molecule: messenger RNA, 3006 nt
Organism: Hemisphaericaspora subhashii
Lineage: Eukaryota; Fungi; Ascomycota; Pichiomycetes; Serinales; Debaryomycetaceae
Gene: ZCF10
Product: Zcf10p
Exons: 1
Coding region: 1-3006 (1001 amino acids)
Biological process (GO): positive regulation of transcription by RNA polymerase II; DNA-templated transcription
Molecular function (GO): DNA binding; zinc ion binding; DNA-binding transcription factor activity, RNA polymerase II-specific
Source: RefSeq, a predicted model, not a curated record
AUGGGUAAUCCAAAUGAGUCAGCUACAAAAAAGCGAAGAAGAGUAAGGCAAGCUUGUGAUUACUGUCGUACCAAAAAAGCAAAAUGUGAUGGUCUUGCUCCCGCUUGUACAAACUGUGUGAUAAACGAAGAAGCAUGUCAAUACACACAAGCAUCCAAAAGAAGAGGACUACCCAGUGGAUAUACGCAUGAUUUAGAGAAGAAAGUGGUAUUGUUUCAAGCAAUGUUAGCUUCUUUAACUGUGAGUGAUGUCUCCAAGAAUACAGAAGCUAAUUUGAUUCAUAUGUUGACGGAAGAUAAAUCGACAUUUUUGACCAGUAUUAAACAGUUACAACUGGUUUGGGAUUCUUGUGGAUUGUCGGAUCUAUUUGAUCUGUUCAUAUUGGAGAAUAAUACAAUUAUACAUGAUGCUAAGGCAUCUACUUCAAAAUUAACAACAUCACAAUCAAUACAAAAACUGCAGUCAUUAAGUGAACACUCUCUGCUUCCACCAAGCGUUGCACCUCCUCCGGGUCCGCCACUGGGUCCUCCACCUCAAGAGCUACUAGCUCAACAACAACCAGAAACGCAACCAGAAAUUGUUCAGCCUAAUAAUGGGCUGGUGAUGGCACAACAACAAUCAGCUCCGCUACUUCCGGUUCCUCAAAGACAUUUACCAGCCAUGGGAUCAGGGCAUAUGCAACCACUUCCCCUUAUAGAAAGAGGUCCCCAACAACUAAAGCAACAACAACCACUUUCUCAAUCUCAAUCACCUCCAAUAGGAGUACAAUUCCCCAAAGUCGAAUCAUCCACCUUUAAUCAACUCUUGAAUACAUAUUCAGAACAUUUCAUCAAUGAUCCGUCAUUCUUUUUGAAUUAUGAUAUUUUUCAAUUCAUUUCUGAAGAAGAAGGCGCAACUCCAGAAGAAUGGAUUCCGGUUGCUUUGCAAUAUCAUGGAUUAUCAUCAUUAAUCUCGGGUUUCACUAUAAAAGCAAUCCAACAAUAUCAUAGUAAUAGAAUGUUAGUUGAUCAAAAGAAUCCAUUCCGAGUAGGUUCAAUCUUCAAUGUUUCAUCAUUUGCAAUCGAUGCCGCCAUAUCCAACCGUAUCAAAAUCCCAUUAGAAAUAUUUCAAUUCCCGCUGAAUUUACGAGAAAUGGUAGAUAAUUAUUUCCAAAUCUAUCACCCAUUAAUCCCCAUGCUCGAUCGUAUCUCCAUCCUCCGUCAAGUCCAUCAUCUCCAAUCCAUCAUCGGGAAUAACAACGUCGAAAAACAAACCCUUGCAAAUACCGACUGUAAUUUAAUAGCCCUAGUAUGGGCAGUCUUGGCCUUAGGAGAACUCGCAACCGCAACCACCCCAGAAACCGCCAAUGUUAAAUAUAUCCAAACGGCAAUCUAUGCCAAAAAUGCCAUCAUGUCGCUUGAGAAUUCCUUAACGUCCACCAUUGAAACCAUUCAAGCACAAGUAUUGCUCGGAUUCUUCUAUUAUCAACUCGGACAAUGGGAUUUCUCAUGGGUGCUUAUUUCAUCGGGGUCGAGAAUGGCGAUUGAUGUCAGAUUGAUGAGACACGCAAGUAGUUCCGCCAAGGAGGAUGAGAAUAUCAAAGAAGAAGAAAAGAAAUAUCGGGCAACUUGGGAUAAUAUCAAUCGAGAAAGGACUUGGGCCGUGGUGUAUAUUGUCAACACUUUGUUGGCCGCGAGAAUGGGGAGGUCACCUGUGGUUAGGGCCCUGGAUUGGCCAAUUCCGCAGAUUAAUAGUGAUGGAUGGGAGGAAUGGGAUAGUUGGACAUGUUUCCAUUCUGGGGAGAUCCAUUUGGAAAAUGGGCGGUUUUUGUCAACGUUUAAUGAGUUUAUUAAGGUGAUUUCGAUCUUGAAUUUAGCUAUUACUUCGAAUAUCGAUACUUCUAAAGAGAAUAUUCACAAGGAGGACGAGCAUAAUAGUGCCGAAGUGAGUGAACAUGUUGUUGUAGAUUAUGAUGAUUGGAAGAAUUCGAAUAGUUUGACGAUUGGUCAAUUUGAAGAGAAAUUAUCCGAUUGGAGUCAUGGGUUACCUGAAUAUUGUCGAUUACAACACUUUUCUAAUCCAAGUUGUCUCCCACCUUCAAUCUCAUUCCUCCAUUUAGCACGUGCGUUAACAUGGUGUAUAUUAGCAGUUCGAUUAAGUUCCCUUAAAGGUGGCGAUGAGAUCAAAGACAGACUCAUCCACUCCAGAGAUGAAAAAUAUACUCGGGCAGUAAAAUGGAUUCGAGGAUUAAUUAAUGAAAAGAGUUUGGUCAAUCUUAAAUAUUUCCCAUUUGUUGACUAUGCCCUAAUUAUGGGAUUUAAUUUCCCCAAUAUGAUGAAUUUUAGUACUGAAGAAGAGAAAUUAAGACAUUGUCAAGACAUUAAAACUUGUUUGGUUCAUGCUAGUGAAACUUCGACCCCAUGUAAGAUUUCGUAUGAUUUGUACCGGAUUAUGAAUAAUGAAGAAAUUGAUAUGAAACCAAGAGUAAACUUCUUCAAUCCCCAUCAUUCUAGGAUUAACGGCGCCCCCACUACUACUACCAUACCAGGUACUUCCAAUCCUGCUAAUGGAAAUCGCGAUUCACCAAUAAUUUCAGAAUACAUAAAUUCCGCAUCCCAAGUCUCAACAGCAGUACAGACGCCAUUAGACGCCCAACUGAAAACCAUUCUCGCGGGAAUAAACGCUUUAAGUCCCCCCUCACUUCCACCUACAACUAACUCCAUGCAACUGCUGCAAACGCUUCCUCCAAUGAGUGGUGGUCCAAGUAAUGAAGCGACUCCCAAUUCUGGACUUGAUUUGUUUAUGAUUAAUAGAGGGUAUUUGAAUAUCCAAGGUGGGAUCAACAGUGGGGUUGGGAAUGGAGGUAUGGCUGGACAUUUGACUCCGCCGAUUCCGCAGGCGAUGUAUUCCUCGAUAUAUGACCAUAGUCCACAGCAUAAGGGACCAGGGGGGGUAAGGAGACUGUUUGAUGGAGAAGGGGGACAAGGGGGAUCGUCGAUGAAGUAUGAAGUAAAGAGAGAAUUAUAA